AGUUUGGCGACGGUACAGGCGGGCCCUGGGCUCCGGCAGCUGGGAUGGAGCAGAAGUGUGCCUGGCGCCGCAGGGCACACAGCUGACUCUGCGCACCGCCACCGCUUCGCCUAGCGCCGCCAGACGCCAAAGCUGCCACCAAAGCUGCCUGGACUGAUCCAGCCGGGCGGUCAGCUCCACCCGCUCCUCCCGCAGCCCACCGGGCGGAACAGGAGCUGCUGGUGACCAACGCACUUGGUCAGUCCCAGGAAACUCUUCCCUAGCCGCGUCCAGCUCGGUACCGAGCGCCGGAGUAACAUGGUCUGCAAGGCGCUCAUCGCUCUCUGCAUCUUCACCGCAGGACUGAGGGUCCAGGGUGCAUCGACAUCAGCCCCCUCGCCUGUUUCUCUUAUGACAAAAAUUACCCCUCCUCCAGCCACAUGGACUACCUCUGCACAAAACACGGCUCUGCCCACCACCCCUGUAACCAGUGGCACUCACAAUGCCUCCGUUAUCCCCACUACUGCUACAUCGCUGACAUCUCAGCUUCCCGAGGACAAUUCUACUGACCCCAGAGAAGAGGCUGUCACCAGCCCGGCUUCAAAGAGGAGUAACAGCAACACAGACUCUUCACCUACCGGCUUCUCCUCAACGAGCAGCAGUGUCCACUUGACACCCACACCCAAGGAACAGAGUCCUGGCAGUCCUGAAGCAAGUGUGCCAGCCACUGCGUCACAGUCCCCCACGCUCAUUUCUACUCAGGCCCCAACCUCAACAUCCACAUCCCAGGCCAUUUCCCCACCUGAGUCUCUUUCUGCCUCUGCCGUUACCUCUAAUCACAGCUCCACUGUGACCAGCACCCAGCCCACAGGAGCUCCAAUGGCACCUGCAUCCCCAACAGAGGGGCACAGCUCUCGUCACACGCCCACUUCCCGUGUCACAGCAGAGCCAGCACCCAAGGAGAAGGUACCCCAAGAUACUGAGCCUGGCAAAGUGAUCUGUGAGUCUGAGACCACCACCCCCUUCCUGAUCAUGCAAGAAGUGGAGAAUGCCUUAAGUUCAGGCAGUAUUGCCGCCAUCACCGUCACUGUCAUCGCCGUGGUGUUGUUGGUGUUUGGAGCUGCAGCAUACCUAAAGAUCAGGCAUUCCUCCUACGGAAGGCUGCUGGAUGACCAUGACUACGGGUCCUGGGGGAACUACAACAACCCGCUCUAUGAUGACUCCUAACCAAGGGAGGCGGCUGGGGGACAAGAAAUAGCUGCCCUUUAUUUACAAGUGCUUAUCCAGUAGAAUUAAUAACAAGUACCUGAUGCUCAUUGAACGACAAUCGCAAGCCCUGUUCUGUUGGUAUGGUUGUUGUUUUGUUUGUUUUGUUUUUUCCUCCCUCUCCUCUGGCUGCUACUACCGCAUCCCCCUUCUGGUACAGAAGAACAGUUUUGUAAAGGCCAGUGGAGGCCGAUUUGCAGCUGACAUGGCCAUCGCUGCACUGAGCAGGCCAGACACUGUGAGGUAGAGGCUGCAGCCCCCACCACAGGACCCGUUUGGGAAAGACUUGAGGAAAAGGGCUCAGGUUGCCUUGUUGGGGAUUUAAUUUUAGGGGAACUUUUGGUUUGGGUUAUUUCUUAAACUUCUCUAGAGGCAAUUACAUGAAGUAUCUAUCAGUGGGGAGAAAAGGAAUGUGUCCCUGGAGGCUACCACCCUGUGUGGAGGAAGCAAGGGAUUCCUGAUUUCUUUUUAAUCCCUGGCUGUUCGCCUGGCUGUAUCUGACAGGGUGCCUACUUGGUCCUACAAGCAGGGAGACGUCUCUUGGCUGCCUAAUUAAGGAAAGAUGAAAGAGGGCUGUGCCCAGUGGGAGAACAACAGGAAAGAGCAAAGUAAUCAUCCCAAGCAGGCUCUCCCAUUCUCCCCAUCCAGGCCACUGGAUGGCAACGGGAAGCCCCGCCCACUGGCUUUCAGAAAAGUUCCAAGGAGAAGCUGGGAGAUGAGCUUGAAGAACAGAAAGGGAGAGGCAUGUGGAGUAUCAGUGGUGAGGAGAGAAGGGUGAGAGAAGAAAGGAAGGACAAAAGCUCACGUGGAGCCUCUUGAAGCAAGCCAGAGCCAGCUCUCCACAGUAGUGGGAGAUGCCUAAAUCUUGGAGGAGUCCACAGAGCAAUGGCUCACUGCCUUACUGUCUAUAUUGGGUAAUGGCUCUGUGCUAUUUUUAAAAAAAUGUUAAAAGAGGCAGUUAAUCUUCCAUAGGAAGGAGACACCAAGAAUUCCUGUUCAUUCUCCCCAACACCUCCCUCACUUAUCUCCCUUUUAAUACAAGAACACCUCUGGGUCUCCAGUCUCAAAAUCCUGUACAACAAAUUUUGAGGAACAUUCACUUUUCUUGACCGGCAGCCAUUUAUUUCACUUAUUACCCAUCAGGAAGUGAUUUUUGUCUUCUUCUCCUAGGGGCAUUUGAAAAUGUCUAGUGGCAAUUUUUGACUGCUUCUGCUUAUCUGGGAGCACCCCUAAGGGGUAGAGACCCUGGAGCCUGCUAAACCCACUACUUUCCCCAAGACAACCAGCCACCACAGAGAGCCUCCUAGUCGGAAACAUCAAAGGCUGACAUUGAGACUGAGAUUUAUUGUGAUGUCCUUGUGAUGUAGAAAGACAUACAUCAGUAAAACCCUUUCAUUUUAGCAAAGUGAAACAACAUUUUUUUUUCUCCAAAGUGUUUAGUUUGUUGACUGAUAGGUUGAUUCCUGGCAUGUGCAGUUGCCUUAUAUUGGUUUGUAUCUCUAGAGAGCUUUAUUACAGGGCUACACCGCUGUCCUUCUGCAACAUCUGAUAUUGGCACCCAGCGUCUUACUGAUUUCAUGUAAUAGGAAGCAUACAUCUUAAAAUAUGUUACAUUUGUCCUAUGAUGUCACAGAGGGGAAACGAUCAGCUAACUCCUUGGACAGACCCUGCCCCAUGACUUUGCUGAAGAAAACACUCUAUAAUGCUAUCCUGAACCCCUCUGGUGUGUAGACCACAAGUAGGGGUUUUCCCCACAACCUGCCAUCCAGACUCUAAGGGAAAUUCUUCCUAAAUCUCAGAGGUGCCCAAAGGAAAGCACAAUCAUCAAAGGUAGUCUGUAAGCAGAGUGAGUAACAAGGAGUGGGUUUGCAGAAAUUAAGAUAUUCCUGAAUGAACCACCAGACACACACACACACACACACACACACACACACACACACACACACACAAAUGGACUUCCUCAUAAAAACUGCAAGGGUAUGCCCUCUGGCCAUGCUUGACCUAAACAACUAUCCCUUGUUACUACCCUGACCCCUUCAUGGGUCUCUAGUUAGUCAAAAGACAAGCCAAUACAAAUAGGGCAUUCUACUUCUCAUUUUCCUCCACCAGCCAAAAACAUUUUUGACAUAUGACACAAAGCUCUCCAUGAAACACUUUAGGAAAAUGUACUUCAGAUAUUACUUCUGGGGUCAGUCCUAGGCCAGAGGAACCAGCUUCCUCCCAAGAACCCUCACCUGUUAGAAACCAAAGGCACAGCAAGAAUAUUUUCACACCAAAAGAUGCCAUUGUGCAUGAACAUGUGAUUGCUUUUGCUCUGGUUAAUUUCCAAUUGCUUUCAGCAAAACACAGGGCAGUCAUAUCCACCAAGGUGACAGCUUCCCCUCAAAACUCAAGAACAACCCUUGCUGUGCUUGUUAGUAUAAAAUAUGUACAUAUAUUUUUCCUCUAUUGAAUUGGCCAAGAGAUUUCAGCAUCUUUAUUCUACAAAUGUUGCUACAUACACACACACACACACACACACACACACACACACACACACGCAUCCCUCUGAAAUACACGCCAAUAAUUGAUGUCCUUUACCUCAGGGAUAGUUAGUUCACAUCUACACAAGGGAAGUUCUAGUAGAUUUAAAUAGUCACACCCCACCAUGGAUAGGACUGGCUAUAAUGUUUUGGAGAAAAAGUCAGAGCAGAAAGCAAGCUAGGAGCCCCUUCUCACUGGACUGCACAUGAUCAGAGAAUGGUGUGUAACUCCGCUUUCCUUUUCCUGUAGUUCAGAUUUCCUGUGGCCCUGGUGGGGACCCCUUGUCCUCCUUACACAGCUGUGUCUUCAUUUAUAAAGAGGGGGUGAUGCUUUCAUAGGGGCCUCAGCCCCUCCUACCUCACAGACGUUCUGUGAGGACUUAUGAAAUUGUGUCUACAGUGUUUUCAGUUUCUGGAGAAAAACUAUUUAUGGACAUUUCAAGUAUUAUAUAGAUAUAUAAGUGAUCUCAGUUUCUUAUUUGCUAUUAUAUUGGUAUGUUGUUUUUACUUAUUCUAUAAAACGACGGUUAAUAUCAUAGCCACAUCAGACGGCUAUCAGAGCUCUGAACUUCCCUCCCAUGCACCUGACGGAUGCAGGGUUAACUGUCCUGGAACCAGAAAGAAUGAUCUCCCCCUCUGACUGAAAAGAUGGCCCAGGACACAGGUCUCACAGACGUGCAUCAGGAUCCAGGUUAGGAUGACACACAAUGGAUACCUGAGCACUGAUGGCCGAAACCUCUGACUUUCACACCCCGGGGUCUCGGAGGAGCAGAUUGUGCUCUAAUGUAAUUUGUUUGCCCUUCAUCUUGCUUGCAAGGGUGCAUGGUUUGAUCCUAUGCAUCUUGAAAAUUUGUGAAUGGUCCAGAUGCUAAUUUGCACGUCGAUUCACCUUUGCCUUUAACCUUCUUUUGAGGGCAAAUGGAUGUACCAUUUCAACUUUGAUCUCGGAAAUGUUAGUUGAUAUUAGCUCGUUGCCACAUUUCUCUCUUGGAGUAAGUUAGCUGACACUGUUGAAAGAUGGGAAGGUGUGCAACGUCUUUGAUAUUUGAUGAUGUCAUAUCCACAUUUGUUGUAAGACCUAUUGCAUACCAAUUAUAAUUCUACCAAUUAAAGUGGUUAAAAGCUUA
Onychomys torridus (southern grasshopper mouse) is the source of this 4894-nucleotide messenger RNA. RefSeq names its product prostate androgen-regulated mucin-like protein 1 (gene Parm1). Gene Ontology annotation, cellular component: plasma membrane; late endosome; early endosome. Lineage: Eukaryota; Metazoa; Chordata; Mammalia; Rodentia; Cricetidae. The record is from RefSeq and is a predicted model, not a curated record. The transcript is spliced from 4 exons. Bases 298 to 1206 code for a protein of 302 amino acids.